AUGACCACCUUCCGCUCCUACCACAGUGGCGGCAGCUCUGCGACGCGGGCGGAGACGGUGGAAGUGGCCGUCGAUCAGGCGGUCGACGCGCUCACUCUCUCUUGCCGGGAGCUCUGCGCGCUGCCUCUGCAGCUGCUGGCAUCCACGAGGUUGCAGGAUACGUUAUUGGCUUUGGAUGUGUCACGCAACCGCCUGGAUGCGUUGCCGCCUUCCGGCCUCGGCGCUUUCAGGGCCUUGGACGUGCUCAACGUGAGCCGCAACCGCCUGCGCGUCAUGCCGGCUGAGCUGCCGCCAAACCUCGGCACGCUGCUGGCCUUGUCCAAUAGCUUGAGGCCGGUUGCACGGUCCCUGCCACUCGCUUCGCUCGCCGCGCUUCCGAAGCUGACGCUCCUGGACUUGCAAUACAAUGCAAAGCUGGGCGGCGAAGCGACCGCCGCCACCAUCCGCGAAGCCUUGCCCGGCGGGAUCGAGGCCUCCGCGGCGCAGCGCGACGCGACGCAGCUCCGCGCACAGCUCGAGCCGCUCUCGACGCCGCAGCUCCGCGGCCGGCUCGACCGCCUCUUCGGCGUGCCAACGCACCCCGACGACGUCGACCGCGAGCACGUCCUCGCGCGGCUGCGCGAGCGGCAGACCGUCCGGGCGGAGGGCUACAUCGUCCUGCCGCGGCCCCUCCACGGCGCCUCGGCGAGCGAGGCGCGGUACGCGAGCGAGGCCGACCCACGCGCGAGCGAGGCCGAUGCGAGCGAGGCCGAUGCGGCUCCGCGCGUCGCCGGGCGGCGGCCAGCGCUCGACGGAGGCGGCGGCGACGAGAGCCUCCUGCCAUCCGGCGGCGCCGAGCGCGCAGCUCGGGAGUCGGCCAAAGCUCGGCUCGCCGCGGCGAAGCUCCGCCGCCACGCGCGCAUCUUUGACCUCGCCUUCGAGAUCAUCGCAGGGGUUGACGCCGAGUUUGCUGGCGAGUACACGGCGAUCGCGGUCACCAAGCAGUUUGAGGGCUCGCCGCACAUCGACACGGAGAACGUGGCUCCUUUCUACGGCCUCGCGCUGGGCGACUUCACGGGCGGCGAGAUCUGUGUGGAGAGCGACGCGCUCGAGGUGACGCAAGUGGAGACGCGGAGGCGGUUGGGCAAGAUCGACGGCCGCUUCCCGCACUGGGUCGCGCCGCACACCGGCGAGCGGUACAGCAUCAUCUACUACGUCAGCAGCGGCGAGGUCGUGCCGCAAGGCCCCGCGGUCAUCGGCGGCGAGGAAGUCGCCGCCGUGAGUUAG
Emiliania huxleyi CCMP1516 is the source of this 1266-nucleotide messenger RNA. RefSeq lists its product as hypothetical. Lineage: Eukaryota; Haptophyta; Isochrysidales; Noelaerhabdaceae. The transcript has 3 exons. The record is from RefSeq and is a predicted model, not a curated record. The coding region runs from base 1 to 1266 and encodes 421 amino acids.